AUGAUCAACGUGAUCUUCACUCCAAAGAAUAAAUUAAGAAAAUAUAUUGAUCAGGGUCAGGACCUACGGAUAAGCGCUGUCUACGCUCAGCUCUCCUCUAAAGUUAAUGCCCACGCCAUUAUCAGCAGCCAAGCUGUCAAUCAGGAAGCAGAACUCAGAAAAUUGGCCUUUCCUGUAGCCUACAAGGAAUUCUGUUACCACAUCAGUAUUGGGCUCUGUCUGUUUUUUGGAGUCAGCAUGAAAGAAAGUCCCCACCCCAGCCGGGGGAGGGCGGGGGCACCUCUGCAGUUCCUACAGGGCCUCGGUGUCCUGGCCCAGCACUCUUGCAACCUGUGGGAGUGGAUCUGGCUCAGCAUAGCCAGCAGGUACCUCCUCACCACUGCGCAGUCACUAGGCAGAGACCGGAAAUCCUUCCUCUACCAUUCAUGCCGGGCGCGGCACCUGGACUCCGACAGGGAUGCAACAGGUUACUAUUUAUCAGAGACCCCCACCUGUUUUGGGCUAGUGCUGAUCCCUCUGAGUCUCCGGAAGCUGGUCAACUCAGACCUUGCAGAGGAAGGAGGGUCGGAGGAAGCAGAAUUUUCUAAUAUCGUCUUAGAAAAUUGGGACAAAAUUCUAGAAUGGGACAGAAAGUACUGGAGUGAAGAGCAGGCCGAGUUCCUCUGUGCGAUUUCCAAGGAGCUGCUCCGCAGGCCUGACGGUACGACCAGUGAGCCCAGCGAGAAAGCCGUGAUUUUGCAAGAACAGGGGGUUCAAGGGUGUGAGACGCAGUGCCGGCAGCUGAAGAAACAUUUUACCUUUUCCCACGAUGCAACGAACCGCCAUAUUGAGGAAGUUUGGCCUUGA
Messenger RNA from Pteropus alecto (black flying fox), 846 nucleotides. Its product is annotated as BTB/POZ domain-containing protein KCTD5-like. Gene Ontology annotation, cellular component: Cul3-RING ubiquitin ligase complex; cytoplasm. Gene Ontology annotation, biological process: proteasome-mediated ubiquitin-dependent protein catabolic process. NCBI's taxonomy places the organism in Eukaryota, Metazoa, Chordata, Mammalia, Chiroptera, Pteropodidae. The record is from RefSeq and is a predicted model, not a curated record. Gene Ontology annotation, molecular function: cullin family protein binding.